Orbicella faveolata is the source of this 2263-nucleotide messenger RNA. RefSeq lists its product as uncharacterized. The record is from RefSeq and is a predicted model, not a curated record. Lineage: Eukaryota; Metazoa; Cnidaria; Anthozoa; Scleractinia; Merulinidae.
CAUUUGCAUAUUAUUUGCAUAAUCUGCACGCCACCAAUAACUUGUAACUUGCUAUCGCAAUUCACAAUUUAAAAAAGGAAUGACCGAGGACAGUGGGAUGUUCAUCUGUAAUUUUGCAUCCAACGGCUCUGCCGACGAUUUUCUACGAAGCAGGUCUUGAAACAGCAGGUCGCAACAGAAGAUCUAACAGGUAUUCUCCGCCUUAGCUUUGAUGGACGGGCUUUCCAUUGUCGAAAGACAGCAGUUAACCUGUCUUCGUCAAAGUUUCUCAAUUGCCUUGCUCUCAAUAAUAAAUGAGUUGCAACUGACUUGGAAUUAAAAAAGUUGCAAAUGACUCCGAACCUAUCAUGGACUAAACAACGACUAUUAAAAUGUGAAGUAAAUUUUACGAGAGAACGGAAAUCAGUUUUCACAGCAUGAAGGUAGCCAUUCUUAGUUGGAUUAUGCUGUGCUUUAUGGUACAGCAAGAGUCAGAAUGCAAAAGAAUCCAGAGAAGGCGGCCUGUAGAAGUACUAAGUCCAUGGAAAAAUAACAAAUCGAUUCACAAAGUUAAAGGCGAGGAGAAACGAAGUGCAAUAACGCGAUCAAAACUGGUUAAAACUCACACGGAACAAAUGCUUCACAGGAAACACGGACACAACACACCCUUGAAAGAGAAAAGAUCAUCUAACUAUUCCGAAGACUUCGGUUGCUGUGGGACUGCCACAGCAAUAGGCACGAGGAAGGAUGUGUUGGUAAGAAAUCCUAAGAAUGUCCACUUUGCCAAGAAGAUCAUAGUUGGUAACCGAUUUCGACAACUUUUAAAAGCAUUGUAUCGAGAUCAUUCAAAAGAUGCUCAGGCCAUCAAACGAAAAAUAAACGAUGGGCAUUUUCAGCUGUCGGGAUCAAAAGGAGAAGAGGAGGACGCCAAAGUCAACAUAUAUAACAUAGAGGACAGAUCUGAUGCGUCCAAAAACAAAACCAUAAUUGAACUUCGCGCUGCAAUUCUCAAGCUUUUGGAUAAGGUCGUAAAAAAGGCUAAGUCUGUACACAUUGCUAACAAAAAAGAUCAUAGACAAAAUUUUCCAAGUCAAGUGUCCGAAAAAAGACAUUCUAGCAAAACUGCCAAGACAGAAAUUCAAGAGAGUUACAAGGAUACAACUCAUACACCUUUAAACGAUGACGAGGAACUUUCUGCAAAGCGUGCGAACUAUUUGGAUCUCCUUAACUUCAUUGCACGAAUGAAAAGCGAGGAAAUCGGACCGGAUUUGGCUUCUCGCCACGGGUUGACAAUGCCUACUAGUUUAAACGGUGUGGACUUUAAUGGAUUGAACGGCAUGGUGAAUACGCGAGAUGUGAUGAAACAGAAUUCCUUCCCUUCAAUGUCGCCAACGUCCGAAUAUGCUCAAAAUGGCCUCUUGCCAGGAAAUGGUCUGCAAAUGCAAGAAAUGAACCUAGCAGAGCAGAGAAAACUAAUUGAAGACCAGAUGGAGAAUCACAUCGCUCAACUCCAGAUGAAAGCUAAACUACAGGAAGACCAGCAAGAUGCAGCUCCAAUGCAAAGUCUUCGAAACUUUCAAAUGUCGAAUUUCAUGGGAGCUCUUCAAACUCCCAUGACUACCCAGUCAGACGGGCCAACUCCAUUUGGAUUUAGAGUACAACCUAUGUUUCACCAACCGUCUUUCCUUCCCCGUGUAAAUCCAUAUUUACCUUUUGCUAGACCCCUCUCAAGGCUUAGGACAGGGCUACCCUUCUUUAGGCCAGUGACUCCAAGAGUUAGAUAUCCGCUGGGCAAUCAGGACGAAGAUGACGAUGACGAAGAUGUCGACGAUGACAGUGACUAUGAUCGUGAUCGAGAUGAACCUCCGCCACCUCAUCUGGACCGUGGCUAUGAAGACGUUGACAAAGAUGAUGUCGAUGAGGAGCAAAGUGACGCUGAAAAUGACGAAAGAUAACAUCGCUAGUUGCUCUGUUGUACAGUUAUAAUAUUAACGUAGUGCCUAAUACUACUAUGACUCAAUUGAUAUGCGCGGGCAUUCACUUGUAAAUUUGAGGCUUAUCUUCUCCUGGAAAACAUGUAUGAGAAGUCUCUCGUUCAUAUGGUUCAUGUUUAUCCUUCUUGCUGACAAAUUUGUCAAUUUGACAUUUUUCACUAUGGUUUAAUAAUUUACAGCAUCCAUUUGAAAAAUGUAAAUAUCUCGAACAUACAGGGCGUGGGUUGUUCACUGAUCGUGUGAAGGGGUUCACUCUGGCAUUUAGAAGUGUUCAGUAGCACCCAGUUCCA